CAAGAGCAAGUACUCCUGGAAGCGAAGCGAGGGCGACGGCGACCGCACCAUCUCUGCCUCAUCCAACCUCGCCUCUCCUUCAGACGAUACCUCUGGCUGGGAUGUGGCGGCGGCGCCAAGGCGCCAUGAUCCCCAGGAUGGAGGUGUCUGGGUGGAGAAGAAGCGCUCGGCGAUGGCAUCGGAGGACUCAGGGAGCGGGCACCAGACUUCAUCCCCGAUCCGCCGCCCGCAUGGCAAACAGAAUAUCCCUCAGGUGCCUAUCCUAUCCCCUGCCCCAUAUGCAAGUCGAAUGAACAUCCUCCUGCUCGAUGUCCUCAAGUUUUUUGUGAGCGAUGUAACAAAUUAGGGCAUCUGGCUUCAGUUUGCAUGACAUUUCUUCCUUGGGAGUGUAUUGCUCUGAUGUGUGCAUUUCAAUCUAAGGGGCUGGGGUUUUACUACAUCCAUGAUUCUUGCACAGCCAAUCAGCUUAAGGAGAGAUCCAAUAAUAUUGUUGUGACUAUUGUUGAGGGUGAAACGUCGACCAGGCAGAUGGAGUUAGAUUUAUCUGACUACCUUGCCACAGGAUGGCGCUACUCAGCCCAUGCCAUUGGUCCUGGGGUGUUCGUGGUUCGAUUUUCUAAUCCUUGAGGUGUUGCUCAAAUCUGCUAUGUGGGUACUGUUACUCUGAAAACAAGUGGGGCUGUUAUACAUGCCACCCAUUGGUCAUCAGCUGUGGGAUCGAAGGGAGUUAUGGAAACUGCUUGGGUGAAAGUGAUCAAUGUACCUCUGGAUAAGAGAAGUCAGAGAAAUAUAGCUUUUGUUGCCUCGCUGGUGGGGGUUCCCCUGGAGAUUGAUGCUGCAACUUUGCAUCGUCUUGCUUCUGUCUGUGUGAAACUAGGAUGCAGGAAUGCUGAUGCUAUACCUGGGGUAGCUGAGGCAGUUCUAGGGGGCAUUUCUAUGAUUUUUUUCUAUGAGGUGGAGCAGGUGCUGGUUAGGGAUCCAAACCAUGAAGAAAUGGGAUAAAGGUGUCUCCUAACCCUGAUAGAGGAAACCCUAAAAGACCUAUGCAGGAUGUGACUCCUGGAGCUCAGAUGGGCAGCUCUUCAACUGGGCUUGGGGGGGAAUCUCUCCCCAUUCCCCAACCAGAAGUGCCUGACCCGAUUCGGGAGUCACAGGAGAGUAUGGAGUCUGAUGACUCUCUCCAUACUACUCUUCUCAUUGAAACCAUGGCAUAUGAUCAGGAGCAGGGAGAGAAAGAAAAAGUUGUGGAAAUGGUGGGCCAACAUGAUUCGACGCUGAAAGUGACCAGUGAGUACAUGGUGGGGUCCCCUGAGAUGAAUGCUAAGGUGAUUCCCACUCCCCCUUUAGUCACUGAGGAGAAUCUGUGCUUCAGUUUGAGGAAUGUGCAGAAUAAACUGGAGCGAGUGGAGGACAAGGCUGCGGCUGCAGCAAAAAAGAGGAACAUGGAAGGCAGGUUUGAUGGCUAGUGAUGACCGGGAGGCCAUGGAGCGCGGAGCCAAGAUGCUCGGGUCCAAUGCUUCGACAAUGAUGAGAAUCUGUGCGGCUCCAACCAAUUCAGCGAUGGACCGAUGCUCUCUCUGAUGCUUUGGAUUUACUUUUGCCAGGAUAGUUGUCUCACUCUGUUAGACUAUGUAUAGCUGCUGUACCU
Messenger RNA from Triticum dicoccoides, 1648 nucleotides. RefSeq lists its product as uncharacterized. The transcript has 3 exons. The record is from RefSeq and is a predicted model, not a curated record. Bases 1044 to 1466 code for a protein of 140 amino acids. NCBI's taxonomy places the organism in Eukaryota, Viridiplantae, Streptophyta, Magnoliopsida, Poales, Poaceae.